AUGCGCGUCACCGCUAGCAUUCUUGUUAGCUUCAUUGCUGUGGGCAUUGCUAUGCAGGUCACUCCCACCACCAAGUCGAAGUUCAGCAAGGCCCUUGGCGAAGCAUAUCCUUCAGAAUCUGAUCACGUUGACGGUAACUGGCGGAUCGGUUGUGACAGGAACAACCACUGCUCGUACUAUCAUGAUGCCGCCGCUGCUACAAGCAUCGCUGCUUCAGAGUCUGUUCACCCUGACGAAGGAUCAUAUCCUGAGCGGUCUGCGAGGAGUGCCAAUGCAACCGCCAUAGCCGUACGCGUUGCCAGGUUUCCUAAGGUCAAUGCCACCUCUUUAGCCGUAGCGCUUAGUAUGAUUUUUGAUAGAUGGUUCACUGACACGCCCCAGGACGAUGACCGAUUGACUCGACGCAGCCAGAACGUCUCCCUUCACGCAAAUACACAACCACUUUUCGGCCGUCACGUCGCCUUCGCAGGAGACCAAUGUGAAGAAUGCGAUUUAACUGAAUGUCCGGAAUGCCAUAGUGACUGUGCCCAGUGCCAACACUUCAAGUGUGUCGACCCCAAAUCAGGCGUGUCCAUGUGCAUGAGUGUACGACCCAAGUACCUGGUCCCCUGCGAUCCCGUCCCUCCGCCAGUUGUGACCAAGACGAAGACUAUCUACUACUUGCCUGUGUCUACACCGAUAUCUGCGGAAACAAUCACAGCCUCACGUCAGGCGAGGUCCGUGGCUACGAUUGCACCUCUGCCCACAAUCACAGGCGAACCCUCGGUUACUAUCACAGUAUCUACUGUUGUAACAACGACAACCACCGUCCUCACUCCCUUCCCGACCAAAACUACCAAGACGGUUUUCAGGGAAGUCAGCAUCGUACCCAUUGAUCCCGACAGCACUAUCGUCUCCACCAAGACCCUUGUACCUCUGGCACCCAUCACGAAACCCAUCAUGCUCGACAGCAGGAACAACUUGAUAAUCCCCAAAACCCCAAGCGCCAGCUCUCCAACCCCGUCCUUCACAACAGCCCACGGGCCCCGAGUCUCUGGUCUGCUCUCCCGCCAGCAUUACAACACCAAGGAAGCAUCUUGCAAAAUUUGUGGAGACGCUUCAGCCUGUCAGGAGUGCACCUUCGCCUGCCCCGACUGCGGCGGCAACUUGUUCUGCAACAGCCUCUUAGGUAGCCGUAAUAUCUGUAUCGAUAUGCAGAGCACCGCAAAUGCUUCUACAGCCUCGGACAAGAUUCUCGGUCGCGCAGCUACACUUCUCAUUCAACGCGACGCAAAUACUGUUGCUUCCAACAACGGGUCGAUCAUUGGCAAGCCGUGGGAUAUUCAAGACGAUGGUUCGGUGCUGUCGCUGAAGUUUGGGUACUCCGACUGCCGUGCCUGCAUUCCUGGGGACAGAGAUUGUCGUGUGGGUUUCUUCCCUUUUGGAUUACAUGCUUUCAGUGAUGUAGGCUUUGAAGCUGAUUGA
This is a messenger RNA of Bipolaris sorokiniana ND90Pr, 1464 nucleotides long. RefSeq lists its product as uncharacterized. Lineage: Eukaryota; Fungi; Ascomycota; Dothideomycetes; Pleosporales; Pleosporaceae. The record is from RefSeq and is a predicted model, not a curated record. The transcript has 4 exons. The coding region runs from base 1 to 1464 and encodes 487 amino acids.